Hibiscus syriacus is the source of this 1844-nucleotide messenger RNA. Its product is annotated as AT-hook motif nuclear-localized protein 10-like. Lineage: Eukaryota; Viridiplantae; Streptophyta; Magnoliopsida; Malvales; Malvaceae. The record is from RefSeq and is a predicted model, not a curated record. The transcript has 6 exons. The coding region runs from base 558 to 1643 and encodes 361 amino acids. Gene Ontology annotation, molecular function: minor groove of adenine-thymine-rich DNA binding.
CCUCAUAUAUUCUGUAAUUUUGGGAUAAUAGAUUAUUAUUUUUGUUAUAUACUGUAAAUUUUCGAAAAUUCUGUAAAAUUGUUCAGAAUUUCCAUGGUUUUUGAGCCAUUAUUUUAAAAGAUUGCAUCUUCAUCUAUUUUGAGAAACAUGAAUUCAGUAGAUUUGGGGUUUAAACUGAAGAGAUUGCAGCAGUUUUUAGGGUUUUAAUUUGGAGUUAAGCGAUUUUGUUUCUUUUUGUACAGAGAUUUUUCACCCUGGGAUUUACGAGCAAGCUAAGCUUGUUAGCUCAUGGCUUCGUCAGUGAAUUUUGAAAGCUCGAUCAACUGAAAGUUCGUCGCUCAAGUUGAAAACUCAAAAUCCAUUUUGAUUCAUACAAGCUUUUUCAAAAGCCUCCACUUCUCGAGUUUGAGUUCGAUCAGUGAGUUCAGUGCUUCAAACAGUGAGUUCUGCUGCUGGUGCUUCGUGAUCUAAUGAAUUACUUAGAUAAGAGCAAAGGAAAGAACUAAAAGGGCAUAUAUAAUUCAAUUUUUAGAACACCAAGCGUACAGGGGAGGAGGAUGUCAGGAUCUGAGACGGGACUGAUGGCCACUAGAGAGCCGUACAGCUUGAGCAUGCAACAGACGAGUCCGGUGGCGUCACUGCCGGUGAUACAGAACAUGCGUUUAGCCUUUAGCGCUGACGGGACAGCUGUGUAUAAGCCGCUCGCUUCCGCUUCACCCACAUAUCAGCCGCAGCAUGCUUCCGGCGGCGGUGGGGCGGACGGGGCCACCGGUGGGCCGGCGGUGACUCAAGGGCAAGGGCAAGCUCUGAACAUGAGCAUGAGCAUGGGGAGCGAGCCUUUGAAGAAGAAGAGGGGGAGGCCCAGGAAGUAUGGGCCGGAGAGUACAUUGCUGCCGUCUUUUGUGCCUCCUCCCUCUGCCAGCGUAACCCAAUCCAGUAGCGGAGGAGGAUUCCCCUCAUCAACUCCUCAGCCACCGCCUUCUGGAGGAUCAGCCUCUUCUCCAACUUCAGCAAAAAAACCAAGGGGGAGACCUCCUGGUUCCCUCAACAAGCCUAAACUUAACGCUCUGGGAUCAAACAGUGUUGGUUUUACGCCCCAUGUUAUCACUGUUAAAGUGGGAGAGGAUGUAUCAUCAAAAAUCAUGUCAUUUUCUCAGCAUGGUCCCAGAGCUAUCUGCAUUCUCUCAGCAAAUGGAGCCAUAUCAAAUGUUACUCUUUGCCAACCAGCAACAUCUGGUGGAACUGUAACUUAUGAGGGGAGAUUUGAAAUCCUGUCACUUUCUGGUUCAUUUCUUGUGUCAGAAAAUAGUGGUCAGCGGAGCAGAACUGGAGGGCUAAGCGUGUCAUUGUCUGGCCCGGAUGGUCGGGUUUUAGGUGGUGGUGUAGCUGGCCUUCUAAUAGCUGCAUCCCCUGUUCAGGUGGUUUUGGGCACCUUUGUCACGGGCAAUCGUAAAGAAACAAAACCAGCAUACCAUAUGGAGGCUCUAUCUGCCCCACCAAAGCUUGCUCCGGGGGUUACCAGCUCACCUUCUCAUGGUACUUUAAGCGAAUCCUCGGGUGGACCGGGUAGCCCAGUUAACCAGAGAAUGGGAGGCUGCAAUAAUAACAACCCACAUGGUAUGUCAAACUUGCCAUGGAAGUAAAUCGCGCUUUUAAAUCGAUAGUCUGUAGUGGGUCAGCUAAUGUGUUGUAGGAGGAACCAUUCUGUAAUUUAAGCAAUGUGUAUCUGAAGUAGAAUUAAGCAUUGUGACUCGGUUGCUGCUAGAUAGACAAGCUAGAAACGGCUGAGGAGUGUUGUUAGUGUAUGCAUUUGUAAGGUGAAGGUUAAAGGUGGUGUAAGAAAG